This is a messenger RNA of Brachypodium distachyon (stiff brome), 1512 nucleotides long. RefSeq lists its product as uncharacterized. Bases 1 to 1263 code for a protein of 420 amino acids. NCBI's taxonomy places the organism in Eukaryota, Viridiplantae, Streptophyta, Magnoliopsida, Poales, Poaceae. The record is from RefSeq and is a predicted model, not a curated record. The transcript is spliced from 5 exons.
AUGACCCAAUGCGGCGCCGCCACUGUCAUUCCUCGCCGGGGUUCCAUCUUCCCCCAUAUUCAGGGUCUUGAGUCAUGUAAAAAAUGGCUCAGGAACUUUUUCUAUGUUAAGAACUCCUCUGCGGCCGACAAGAUCAAUCUGCCGGGAUUCGAAGUCGGCCCCCCGGAAGAGAAGAGAAACUGGUCUUACGACCCAAAGGAGACCAAUCCGGAGGUCAACGAGAUCCACGCCGCCAUCCUCGAGCUCAAGGAGGAGGGGAUGACGGCCUAUGAUCUAUUGGUGACAUUUGUAUACCGGCGGCUGUGCCCGCUCCAGUGCCGGUUACACAAGAUGUGCUUCUACAAUGGUCAGUUCGACCCGGACCGGGUGUCAACCGUCCGGCUUGACCAGGUUCAAGUCCGGCGCCAGGUUAAAGCUAUUGCGAAGACUAGCCUGCCGGAGCACUGGAACCGGGGUAUGCCGGCAUACAGCCGGAAGCACCGUGCGCCCCUGGUCUGCAUGAACAAGCGCACCGCAGCCUUUAAGGGGCUGUUGGGCAAGUAUAAGGAGCUGGCGAUGGCCCAGAGACGACACCCAAGUAGCGAAGCUACUGAAGCACGUCGUCAGGUCCAAGACGAGAAGACUCGGCUAGCCGAGCAGCACCGAGAGGACGUGGCUCGGCUGCAGGCGCAAAUCUCGGCGCAAACAGAGGCACACAAGACCGAGGUGGGUGAGCUCACCUCGACCCUCUCUACCCAGGCUGAUGAGAGGAUCCUCCUGGAGAAUGAGGUGAAGAAGUGCAAAGGUUUGGUCGCCGAGACUGAGACCUGCGCCGUUGCCGCCGAAAAAGAGGACGCUGAGAAGACCCGGCGGUUUCAGGUUGUCCGGCAUGAGCUCAUCAAGAUCGAGGCCAUGCUGACCAAAUCCUUUCCACAAUCGGUCGAGACCGCCGAAGCCGCCGUGAUCAAGGCACGCAAGAAGAGGGAUCCAAUCGGGACCACCCCCUUCGAGUACGACUUAGAGGAUUAUCUGGUUAGCAUUGCUAGCCGGGUAAAACCUCUAAAAUCGUGCGGGGUGAACAUGCUGAACGCCGGCAUCCGCGCCUUCCGGGCUCUGUGGCCGGGAGAGGAGGCUCCGACCGGCAUCCCCGAGUUAGCAACGCGCCUGCUGGAGGUAGGGGAUCGCCUUAACGAGUGGCGGGAAUCGGCCGCGCACGUUGGCGCUGACGAGGCCUUGUCGUUCGUACUGUCUUGGUACGACGGCAUCAAUCUUGACGUGCUGUAGUCAAUGCGUGCCGGUUCCCCCUACCUCAUGGACCCGGAGCUGAUCGCCAAGCGCAAGGAGCGGGCCCAUUCCUUCAUGCAGUAUGCCGUCGUGCAUACGUUCGUGGAGGGCCCACCAUCCGAAGCUGAGGCCGAGAUGACCGAUGGCGAUGAAGAGGAGGCAAUGGAUGAGGAGAUUGUCGUUGAGUUGGCCUCCACCGCAAUGGAGGUACAAAGCUCCGGCGCCAACCAUCCCUCCGUCUCUUCUUAG